GGUGUGAAAGACGAUACUACCAGCCGGAAGUCGGUCAUGCAGGCGACGGCGCCGUUCGACUCCAUAUAUUCUGCUGUUGCUUCUGAAAUGUGUGGGCAUGAAAGAUAUUGAUCGUCCUCUAAAGGCAAAGUCGUCCUGCGCCGAUGGCUCUGACGUACUCUAAGACAAGUCCUCGCUCAUUGGUCAACUAGAAGAAGGGAGUUGGAGGAUUAUAACGGGAAAUCUCCGGCAUUGUGUGUGGAGAGUCAGUCAUCAUGGAGAGAUACGCCAAUGUAGUCGUCGCUGUGAUCGCUUUGUUGUGUUGUCUCCAACCAUUUUCCCAAGCCAAAAGCUUGAAAACUCAACUGGAAAUUGACGAACGACAAUUGUUGAACGUAUUGCCGUCCUGGCUGGAACGACUUCGAAAUAAUUUGCCAUCCAGCCUGACCGGAAGGAGUGUGUCACCGGAUGUGUCAAUCCGGAAACCGGCCGAGGUUUUGAACUGGCCCUCGAUUGAGUUGGACGUUGGCCAAAUCACCGGCGUGGCUGUUGACGAAAAAUCAAACCCCGUUAUUCUACACCGCGGAAAUGUCAAAUGGGAUGGCGGUUCUUUCAACAGCGCCGGACAUUACGCCAAGGUUGAAGACGGGCCGAUCAAAAACGACACGAUCGUUACUUUGGAUGCUGCCACUGGCUCGCUGGUCGACCAUUGGGGUUCAAACUUGUUUUACAUGCCCCACGGACUAGAAGUGGAUGCUGAGGGCAAUACAUGGGUCACCGACGUGGCAUUACACCAAGUUUUCAAAUUCCCCAAAGGAAGUCGGGUGCCAAGUCUGACGCUGGGCGAAGCUUUCGUGCCCGGAUCGGACGAGAAACACUUUUGCAAGCCGACAGACGUGGCCGUCUCGUCGUCGGGCAUCUUCUUCGUGUCCGACGGUUAUUGCAACAAGAGGAUCAUGAAGUUCGACCCGACUGGCCGCCUGUUGGACGUCUACACGGGCGCGUUCAACAUCGUGCACAGCGUGACGCUGAUGGAGGAAAAAGACGCUCUCUGCGUGGCCGAUCGUGAACAUUCCCGCAUCGUCUGCAUCCACGCCGGCCUCAAACAAGGACCUGGCCAGCCCACAUUCGGAUCUCCUUACGGCUCGGCUGGUCACAAAGGCAAAAAUGUUGGCCGAGUCUUCGCCGUCGCUGCCAAAGGCCAGCAGCUCUACGCCGUUUUCGGAUCCAUUUUCCUGGGCAUGUCUGACGGCAAGACAUUCGACUUGGAUAGUCUGAACACCUUGUCUCGCUGGACUCCUUCCAAUGGAUUUGGCAGUCCUCACGAUGUCGCCGUGUCUCGGGACGGUGAGGCUCUCUACGUCGUUCAAAUCGGUCCCAACAGCAUCCACAAAUUCGCCCUCGAAUGAAGCACAAAUUUUUAAUUAUACAUUCCUCGAUUAAAAAAGAGACACGAACCUUCUCUGAUGUAUCCAAUCAGAGUUUCAAAUUAUAUUGCACGGUAAACAAAAAGGUAUACAAACUACUAUAUAAAACAAUAUGAUGUUGACGUUGAAAGAUUAACAAUUCCCCGCCGUUUGAUGUUGUCGACAACACGAUAUCGUGAAUUUUUUAUUCUUUUAAUUUGUGAUUCUCAAUUAAACGUUACACCGUC
Messenger RNA from Daphnia pulex (common water flea), 1633 nucleotides. Its product is annotated as peptidyl-alpha-hydroxyglycine alpha-amidating lyase 2-like. The transcript has 7 exons. Gene Ontology annotation, biological process: peptide metabolic process. Gene Ontology annotation, molecular function: catalytic activity; protein binding. Lineage: Eukaryota; Metazoa; Arthropoda; Branchiopoda; Diplostraca; Daphniidae. Bases 255 to 1388 code for a protein of 377 amino acids. The record is from RefSeq and is a predicted model, not a curated record. Gene Ontology annotation, cellular component: membrane; extracellular region.